Molecule: messenger RNA, 546 nt
Organism: Apis dorsata (giant honeybee)
Lineage: Eukaryota; Metazoa; Arthropoda; Insecta; Hymenoptera; Apidae
Exons: 3
Coding region: 1-546 (181 amino acids)
Source: RefSeq, a predicted model, not a curated record
AUGGAAGAAGUUCAAUAUUUUAAAAAAUAUUGGGAGAAAAUACCAGAAGAAAAAAGAUUUCUUUCAAUACAAGAUGGUUUAAAAAAAAUGACGACAGCUAAAUUUGCUUACCAUGCAGAUCCUAUUAAUGUUUAUCCAUUUAUAGAACGUGUUUUUGAUAAACAAAUGAUCUGUCAGCUUACAGAGGUUCAUUUACUUCGUCCUUCUUCAUUAGGUUUGUGGUCAAUGCGACAUAGUCAAUUUCAAGAGAUAACAAAAAUAGGUCUUAUUAGGAUAUCCACUUCGGGGAUUCGGAAGCGAGAAGUAAUACGUUGGACUUAUAGGAAGCCUUAUUGUGAUAAAGAUAAACACUAUGUAUCAAGUAUAACGAUUCAUGAAACAAUACCAAUUCUACUUGUUUUAUGUUUUGGCAUUAUUUUAUCAAUUGUUAUUUGUUUUAUAGAAAAUAUAAUUUUUUACACAAUUAGAAAAAAACAAAGACAAAUAAAAGAAUCUGAACUCCGAUUAAAGAAAAAUAAUCAAAAAAAUGUAGUGCAUAUGUUGUAA